Molecule: messenger RNA, 1500 nt
Organism: Seminavis robusta
Lineage: Eukaryota; Bacillariophyta; Bacillariophyceae; Naviculales; Naviculaceae
Source: the annotation of a GenBank genome assembly
CUAAAUACAAUCAGGUGACCGUUUGAUAAUCAUAACGGUACAUCCGACGAAUUCGUUACACGCGGCUUCGACUCCGCAAGAGCAAACCUCCACGAAAUUUUGCACGGGGUUCUUGUCACAUUUCUUUGCCUCUUUCAUCCAGAAAAAGGGUCUGUUGCGAACUACCUUGUCCCAAGUCUACCGUAUUCAAGAGUAUAUCAAAUCAUGGCAGUGGAACCCGCCAAAGCAGAGAGCUAUGAAGCUCGCUGGAACCAAGCCAAUGUGAUUGAAGCGGUGCAAUUGUGGAAAUUGAAUCCGUCGGAUCAACAAAAGUUUUUCGUGUUGCAAAAGAAACUCCAAGAUGUCCAGCAUCCCUGGAACGAUCCUCACGUGGUCUUGGGGUUUGUGGAAGCAUUUGGGUUUCCGGCAGCCGAACAAAAGUUUCGGAAAAUGAUCGAAUGGCGUCUGCGCAACAAGGUGGAUUCCCUUUUGAAGGAAUAUCAUCCAAAUCCUCUCUUGAUGGAUCAUUCGCCCGUGGCCUUUCUGGCCGAUUAUGAUCACGAGGGAGAUCCGAUUUACUGUGAACGUGGUGGAGCUUGUGACGCCAAGGGCUUGCUCAAGCGCUUUUCGAAAGAACAGCUCAUGAGGCAUUCCAUUUGGCUGCGAGAAGUACAGAGCGAUGGAGCGUGGUUGGAUGAUUACAAAGAGCAAAUGGGAAGACCCGUCGUUUCCAUUACCGUGGUGUACGAUCUCCAGGGACUCUGUGGACGUCACUUGCAGCCCAAUGUAAUUUCCUUUUUCCAACGCCUCAUGAAUAUUACCGAGGAAUAUUAUCCUGGCCCUGUCAAACGAGUCAUUGUCAUUCGCAGUCCUCCCAUCUUUCGAACCGUAUGGGCCGUCGUCAAGCACUUCUUUUCCGAAGAGUCGCGACAAAAAAUGAUCUUUGCCAACAAGGAUUAUUCUACCCUCCCCUCCCACCCCUCCCUUUUCACUCUCUCCUUUACCGUCCCUCCUCCCUCUCCACUAUUUCUCCCCUCCCCUCCUUUCCUAUCUCCCACCUCCCACUCCUCUCCAUAUCCAACCCUCUACUCCCCCCUUCCUACUCCCCCUCCUCUACUCCCCUCGCACCUUACACUCCUCCCAUCUCCUGACACAUCCCACCUCCCCUUCUCUUCCGCCUCUGCCGUCACUACCUUCACCCUACGCCUCCUUUCACACCCCUCCUCUCCUCCUUACUUAUCUACCACCUCAACCCCCUCCCUACCAUCUCCUUCUCUCCGCCCCUAUCAUUUCCAAUCCUUUCCCCCUACUUCCUUACCCCUCCCCGCCUCUUCUCCGUCUUCCGCCCCCCUACCCUCCUCUCGUUCCUCCCUCCUCCGCCCCUCCUCCAACUUCCCCCUCACCACUUUCCCACCCCCUCCCCUACGCCCCUCUCCCCUACCUCUAACCCCUAGCUUCCCUCCCCCCUCCACUCUACACACACCCACCCCCACUCCAAAACUUCCAAACUCCACCCCCUAA